Messenger RNA from Actinia tenebrosa (Australian red waratah sea anemone), 1537 nucleotides. RefSeq names its product heparan-sulfate 6-O-sulfotransferase 1-B-like. Gene Ontology annotation, molecular function: heparan sulfate 6-sulfotransferase activity. Gene Ontology annotation, cellular component: membrane. Lineage: Eukaryota; Metazoa; Cnidaria; Anthozoa; Actiniaria; Actiniidae. The record is from RefSeq and is a predicted model, not a curated record.
AAUGGAGUUACGGAUUUUGAUUGGGUUCCCUGUGUAGAUGUGUAUUGGAACAAACCACUGGCGUCUAAACAACAUCAAAAUAAUGCUUGUAUUACAUGGCCGCAGAUCAAGAUGAGCGUGUUUACUCGAUGGUCACAAUUAGCCAUUCUUGCUGUUUGUUCUUCUUUGGUUUUAUUCUUGUUUAUGUCAUAUAUAUGCCCUGAUCGAUCGUGUGGCACGAAAAACUUAUUACGGAAAAUCAAUUAUGCGACGAGAACUUUGGGUUCUGUAUCCACAGGAAAACGAAAACUGAGAAUCUACCGAUUCAAGAACGACUCGAUAAAGCGAUUUCCCGUCUUCCCGACACGACGACAAGUUAUGGUCUUCCUACACAUGCAAAAGACUGGAGGAACCACAUUUGGGAAGCAUUUGGUACAGAAUUUAAACAUAUCUUACCCAUGUAAAUGCCGAAAAGUACCCAAACUACGUUGUAAAUGCACAAGUCAUAAUUCUACAAGAAUCUGGCUGUUUUCUCGUUACUCUUUGGGCUGGCCUUGUGGUUUGCAUUCAGAUUGGACAGAGCUUCAUGCAUGUGUACCAGAUUAUGUCAAAAAACGAGACGGACUAAACAUAAAAAGACAGUAUUUGUAUGUGACAUUCUUACGAGAACCUACUAGUCGAGUGCUCAGCGAGUUCCGCUGUUACCAAAGAGGAACAACAUGGGCUGCUUCUUCCCAUAAAUGUAAUGGUAGAACUCCAACUAAAAAGGAACUGCCUCCAUGUUAUGAAGGAGAUACAUGGGAAGAGGUGACAGUAGAGGAUUUUUUAGCGUGUAAAUCAAAUUUAGCUUUCAAUAGACAAGCACGAAUGCUUGCUGAUCUAAGGCUCGUCAAUUGUUACAAUAUUACGGGUAUUGGACCGAAAAAACGCGACAAGAUUAUCCUCAAAAGUGCAAUGCGCAACCUUCAAAGUAUGGCUUACUUUGGCCUGACAGAAUACCAAAAAGAAAGCCAGUAUUUAUUCGAAAAAACGUUCGGGGUGAAAUUCUUUAGACCAUUCGCGCAGAAAGCUGAGGACGACACGCGGGCGGCCGAUGUCAUGACAGAUAUCGAACCUGCAGAUAUUCAAAGACUUAAAAAGCUUAACAUUGUUGACAUACGACUAUAUGCUUUCGCAAAAGAAUUAUUUUUCUAUAGGGUAAAGUAUUUUAAAGAUCAAGACAAACGAAACAUUCAAAAGAAAGAGAGAUAAAUAUCCAUCAAGUCAAAACAUUUGAAAGCAGAAUUCUGAUAACUUUGUCAUAAAUUUCAGUUAUUUUCAUAAAUGUAUAUCAGUUUAUCUAUUCGUCUUGAAUCCAAAUAGUUUCUAUUGCACAUUUUUCAUACCUUUAGAAUAUCGUGAACGAAUCCUAAUCAUCAAUGUAUGGUGCAUUGAAAAUGCCAUAGCAGUCAGUAAUCUUUAUACAUAAUUUUCGUAUAGUAAUAUAUCAUAGAUUUUUAACUCGACAUAUAACUGAUAAUAUUUUAAAGGUGUUGGGUAAUGAGAAAAUAAUAAAAAA